AACAUCUUACUCAAAGUACGGGAUUAUAGAUAGUGUAAAUAUAUAAAUAGAUACACAAAUAACAUAUUGAACGUAAAAUAAAGAAAACGCAGUGGUACCAUCAUAGAAAACCGGAAUCACCCCCUCAUAGAAAGUAAAAAUAAAAGUAAUACUCAUCAGCGGAAGACAAAUAUAACACAGAACACGGAAAACGCGUUCAAUUUCGGUAGAUUUUGUGAGUGAAAAAAAGAUGAAAUUUCAAGACAUGCUUCUCCCCCCUCGAGAGGAGUGGGGAGGGCACGUGUUAGGGUAUCGGAGAGGCCAUGUCAUCAUUGUUCAAGAAAGCGGGAUGUCUCUGGCGGGGUCCAGGAAGGGGUCCCUCAACAGUCUCUAUCCGGAAGUGUCUGAGAUUCUGACAAGGCAGGAAAAUGGCCGCGGGGUGACCUCCUAUGACCUAAUAUCAAGGACACUACAUCAGCUGGCCCGCGAUGGCAACAGCGACCUGCUGGCGUCGGCCCUGGAGCGCCUGGGGGAGCAGGUCAGGCGCCGCAUCAACACCCUGGACGCGGACAAACUGGCGCCCUUGCACUAUGCCGCCCGCUACGCCCACACUGGCACGGUCAAGACGCUCAUCAACGCCGGCGCCCACGUCAACAUCAAGGGACAGGAUAAGCUCACGCCCUUGCAUUUCGCUGCCAGAUACCGGAAACAGAUCAAAUCCGCCAAGAGGAGGUCUCCGUUGCCUCCCGUUGUCACCGAAGAGGAAGAGGAAGAGGAAGAGAAGGAGGAAGGGGACGAGGAACUGGAGCCUGAGGACAAGGUCAACCUGACGCUAACUUCGGCGAACGGCUUUGGUGUGGGCGCCCUCCCCGAGGACUCCGUCGUUCGAAUCCUAGUAGAAUGCGGAGCCGAAGUCAACGCCAGGGACAUCUACGACCAGACGCCCCUCCACUUCGCCGCUAUGAGAGGGAACGACCCGUCUGCGAGGGACCUUCUGACGUGUCCGCAAGUCGACAUCGAGGCCAAGGACAAGCAGAUGAUGACUCCCCUGUUCGUCGCCUGUUCCUACGGGUACGUGGACAUCGCCCGCCGUCUAGUGGAUGCCGGGGCCGUUCUCUUGGCCAAGGACGAAACUCUGCAGACGCCCCUCCACCGCGCUGCCAUGGAGGGCCACUUGGAAAUCGUAGACCUCCUUUUAACGGCGGCAUCGACUCACAACGACGAGGGAUGGAUGUUGAAGACGAUGGUGGAGUUACGUGACGCCGAGGAACAGACGCCGCUACAUCUGGCGGUGCAGAAUGGCCACUUAAGGGUGGCCGAGCGGCUCCUCGAAGCUGGCGCUGAGGUCGACGCCGUCCGGGACAAUUUGGCGACGCCCCUUCAUGCCGCCGCUGCUGUGGGGGACAUCGAUCUCAUUCAGCUCCUGUUGAAUAAUAAUGCUCGACUGGACAGCGUCGACGGGAACCAGCAGACAGCCUUACAUCGUGCAGCAGCGAAUGAUCAGUCAGAUGCCAUUGUAGCUCUCCUGGAGGCUGGAGCGAAGCUGGAACGGAGAGAUAAGGACUCCUUCACUCCUCUCCUAGUAGCUGCUUGCUGUGGUCAUGCCAAGGCUAUCAGCACGUUGCUCGAACAUGGUGCUGAUGUGUCCGCCCUCGACAAAGAUGACAGGACGGUGAUAUUUUGGUGCGCUGAUCAAGGCUUUGAGGAAGCUCUUAGGGUUAUACUACCAGCAGCUGAAAGUGAAGACCUCAUAGAUGUUAGCGACAGGUUUGAUGAUUCUCCCCUCCACAAGGCAGCUAAAUCGGGCCAUGUUGCUAUAGUUAGGUUGCUCCUUGAUGCGGGUUCUCAGAUUGAUAAUAAGAAUGAGGAUGGAGAGACAGCACUUCAUGUGGCAGCUGAAAAUGGCCAAACCAAGGUAGUCCGAGAACUUGUACGACGACACAAACUCCUUAUUCCUGAUGAAAAUGAGGAGUCCAACACACCACUUCAUUUAGCAUGUCUCGAAGGUCAUGCUGACGUUGUGAAGGUCCUGUUAGAGCAUGGUGCAGAGGUUGAGGCAAGAAACACGUCACUCUGGACACCUCUUGAUUGUGCAUCUGCCAAGGGACAUGUUUACUGCGUCCACUUGUUGUUGGACUACGAUGCACCGCUGGAUCCCCUGGAUAAGACAAAAACAACACCUCUCCAGCUUGCAGCAAGAGAAGGGCAUGUAGCAGUGACAAAAUUAUUACUGGAACGAGGGGCUUCACUCUCUGCAUGUGAUUCCUAUGGGAGAAAUGCCUUAGAACAAGCUAUAGCUGCAGGAAGGAGGGAUGUCUGUAUGGCCAUUAUUAGGUCAUCAGAGUGGGAGACCGGAAUGAGGAAUGUGCGGUUGGACAAGAAGAACCGACGAAUAACGCCAAUGAGAAUGCUGAUUAGGAAAUUUCCUGAUGUUGCUGAAGCUGUACUAGAUAAGUGUACAGCAACCAAUGGUCUGGAAUCAGAUGACAAGGACUUCGAAGUCAAUUUCAACUUUGAACUCAUAGAUGACUCGUACACACUUCCAUACAACGACGUAACCUCCAUUGCCUCGUCGGUCUCCUUGGAAUCCCCGUUCGAUGAGGAUGGUGUGCUCCUCGAGGCAGCAGAACCAUACACCAGUGAGGCUCGCGAACUCAAAGAGAAUCACCCUCUGAUGUUGAUGGUGAAGUACAAACGUCUAAAUCUCCUGUCCCAUCCUGUGUCCAUUACGUUAGUCAAGCAUAAGUGGAUGAGCUAUGGAAGGGUUGUUUACUACUCUGCUCUCUUGUUCUACUUGGUAUUCCUCACUUUCCUCACUGGAUAUAUCCUGACUGCCAGGAACUGGACAUGGGUUGCUAGCCAGCUGAAUGCGAGUAAGGUUGACAGUGUUAUGCUUAGGGAAAUAAAGGAAAAAGAUAGUUGUUCGGAUAUUGAAAAUGACAUUGACAUGAACCGAAGUAUAUUCGUGGUGUCUGGAAAAUGGGUGAUCAUUAUAAUGGCAGUAAUAAACAUAAUGCGAGAAAUGUUCCAGUUUUACCAGGCUCGACUGAACUACUUAGGCUUGGAGAAUCUUCUGGAAUGGUGCUGUUAUGUUACUGCUGUGUUAGUUGUUUGGGACUUCAAUGACUGUGCAGUGAGACAGGACUGGCAGUGGCAGGUUGGAGCAGCCUCUCUCUUCCUUGGCUGGAUGAACUUGCUCCUCUUCAUCCGAAAGCUCCCCUUCCUUGGGAUCUUUGUCGUCAUGUUUACGGAUGUCUUCGCAACGUUCCUCAAGUUCUCCGUUGUCUUCUUCUUAUUCAUUGUUGCUUUUGCACUCAGUUUCUUCACUGUAUUAAAUGAUCAGAAAUCCUUUGCCACACCCGGAGACUCCCUUAUCAAGACCUCGGUAAUGAUGAUUGGAGAAUUUGAAUUUGACAGCAUAUUCCACGACAACGAACUUGAGUAUCCGGAGAUCACAUACAUCUUAUUUGUGUGCUUGCUCAUUCUGUUGUCAAUUAUCAUCAUGAAUCUGUUGGUUGGUCUUGCUGUUGAUGAUAUUAAGGCUGUACAAGAUCAAGCAAUUCUCAAAAGGCUUGCUAUGCAGACUCAGCUGGUACUUGAUGUGGAGGUCCUGAUCCCAGAAGCUCUAAGGCGGAUGUACAUUGUUGCGAAAAAAUCUGUCCACCCGAAUGCCCGACACGGAGUUUGUUCGCGGUUGUUCGGAGACUUCCAGAUCAUUAAUAGCUUUGAGUUCAUAGAAGGGGAACAGAUGAACGAACACGAGAUCAUGCGUCGGGACAUGACACAGAUGAUGAACGACAUGCGGGAACUCAAGUCGCAGAACCAGCGCCUCCACUCCAUCCUCGUGGCUCUGCUCCAUUUCCGCGAUCGUGAUGAAGAGGAAGAAGCGCCUGUGCAACCUGAUAUUGCAAAAUACUUGUGGUAGAGAAGUUGAUUAUGAAGUGUAGGUUGGAUGCUUGGAUAGAUUGCAUUCUUUUUCUGGAUUUUAUCAUGGUUUAGAUUGAUUUUAUAUUAAAUUUAUUUUAUUCUAAAUAUGUGUUGAAGUUUAUUUAUAUUGAAUUUAUUUUAUUCUAAAUAUGUGUUGAAGUUUAUUUAUAUUGAAUUUAUUUUAUUCUAAAUAUGUGAAGUUUAUUUUGU
Molecule: messenger RNA, 4116 nt
Organism: Penaeus indicus
Lineage: Eukaryota; Metazoa; Arthropoda; Malacostraca; Decapoda; Penaeidae
Product: transient receptor potential cation channel subfamily A member 1 homolog
Exons: 25
Coding region: 230-3904 (1224 amino acids)
Biological process (GO): transmembrane transport; monoatomic ion transport
Cellular component (GO): membrane
Molecular function (GO): protein binding; monoatomic ion channel activity
Source: RefSeq, a predicted model, not a curated record